Messenger RNA from Phytophthora nicotianae INRA-310, 1308 nucleotides. RefSeq lists its product as hypothetical. The record is from RefSeq and is a predicted model, not a curated record. Gene Ontology annotation, molecular function: protein binding. The transcript has a single exon. Lineage: Eukaryota; Oomycota; Peronosporomycetes; Peronosporales; Peronosporaceae. The coding region runs from base 212 to 892 and encodes 226 amino acids.
CCCCGUAUCGAAUAUUGCAGUGCUACCACGAUAAGCAGGCGACUCACAGAACUUUAUCACUCAAGUCCUAAUCCUGAGCUUGUGUGCCCAUUCAUUAUCAGAAUUCACAGCGGCCACAUCAAACAAAACUAGGAGAACGUCGUGUCAAACCCAGCGACCGGUAACGUCCAAGUCACUUGAGAAUAGUAGUCGUCGACACCAAGUCUCAAUUAUGACGAGCCACGAGCAGCAGCAACAUGGGGACGAGCCCCACCAGGUUGGCGUGGAUGAGCUGCACGAGGAGCUGGACACCACACCUGUCCACGCUGCGGCCCGCGCUGGCCGAGUUGAAGAUUUGCGCGAAAUUUUGCUGGUCGAUGCCACUCAGGCCGUGGCACUGGACAAGUACGGACUAACGCCACUCCACUGGGCUUGUGACCGCGGAGAGGCAGCGGCAACGCGUCUACUACUACAACACGGUGCGGAUGUUGAUGCCGUGGAGAAGCGCAUGUUCAAGCGGCGGCCACUGCACCUUGCAGUUCUGGCGAGCUCCGAGGCGACGGUGCGCGAGCUGCUGGCGCACCACGCCGAUAUUCUGGCCGAAGACUACCGCGGCUGGGCGCCGAUCCACGGAGCAGCCUACAGCGGAGAUGUGGACUCGCUGACGGCAUUGUUGAACGCAGGUGCGAGCGUCACCACGCAGCUGACCAAGCGGCGCGAGACGGCACUGCACGUUGCUGCCUGCCGAGGUCGCAUGGAGGCUGCUCGGCUUCUGCUGAAGCGCAGUUCUGACGGCGCUGGUGAUGAGAGUCUGCUGGCCAUGGAGGACGACGAGGGCUCCACGGCAGCACAGGUGGCGGCUCGCAACGGAUUCGAGGACAUUGCGUAUCUGUUAGGUGGCCAGCUGCAAUGAGUUUGCUGGAGAUGAACAGAGCGACGUUGAAGCGAACCGUUCCCACUGGCAUGGCCGUGCUUCAGCAAGUGUGUUAAUAAGCUAAGAGUGAAAUCGACGCAGAUGGGCAUCAUUUAUUGCUGCCAGAGCAAAGCGGGGCUUGUAGUGCACAAUGCAAUCUUGAGAUUGUUCCCCGGCAAGGGUUCUGUGAAUUAAGCGGCAUGAGUUGCUUCGGGUGGCGACGGUGUUUGGGAAGAGGUUAAGUUGCUGCGCACUUUAACAGCGCCCGUAGUCGCGCGUUGGAAAGGGGCGGCAUAAGUUAUUGCCUAGUUGCUGUAGUCUAUAGUGGUUGAACGAGCAGUGCCGUGAAUGGUUCACCUGUAGGAGAACGUUAAACACAGCAAAUAAAGCUGAUGUAGGCUACUUACAUACCAUUA